AUGAAACAUCAGCUUCAAUUGCGCCACACUGAAGCGUCUCAGGCAGAGGCCAGUCGUCUGCUUUCAGACCCAGAGGCACGAAAAGAACUAGUGUCUCGGGUGCAGACUGCUGGACAGGAUGGUCAGUUCUACAUGCAAAUCGGUCAAAACCUGCUUUCUAUUUUGUCCGGCGACGCUGAAGUGAUGGAUGUUAUGUUUGAGAGCAGCUUAUUCGACCAAUUUUAUGAAACUGUGCUUGCAAGUGCCCAUGAUUCAUAUCCCAUUUCGGUCUUGGUCGAGCAUCUAUGCUUCAAAAACCCUGCCUCCCGCAUUAUUGAAAUCGGCGCUGGGACUGGGGGCCAGACUGUGGGUAUUCUCAAGGCCCUUUGUUCAAACAAUGUCAGGAAAUGUGCCCGAUAUGAUUACACUGAUAUUUCCCGCGCCUUCUUUCCGCGUGCGCGCACAAAGUUUGCCAAGUAUGAUGAUAUCUUACAUUAUUCCGUCUGUGACAUCUCCAAAGAUCCAGUCUCUCAGUCAUUUGAACCAUUUAGCUAUGAUCUUGUCAUUGCAUCUCAUGUUCUCCAUGCUACCCCGUUUCUGGAACAGACAUUACAAAAUGCCCGUCGACUUCUGAAGCCUGAAGGGAAGCUCAUAUUGCUGGAGACCACUAAUGUUGAUGCCAUUGACGUGGGAUUCGUGUUCGGCCUUCUUCACAGCUGGUGGGCUCCUCUAGAAAGCGAGCCUCGAUCGCCUCUGAGUCCAUGCAUCACCGUGGAUCAGUGGGACAGGCUGCUGAAAUCAACCUGCUUCUCUGGUGUCGAUAUUGAGGUUCCAGGGCAGGAGAAUACGCGACGGAGGUACAGCAGUAUCAUGAUAUCUACCGCAGUGCCUGAGCAAGCCAGACUUGCCGAGCCCUCGCAUGAUCUUUACCUCGUUCGAAAUGGCAACGUUGCGGCCCAGGGCGAAAUUGCGCAGUCGGUGCAAGAUCAACAGGCCUCAUCAAUAUACACACUUGCAGAAAUUGCCGAGGUCGAGAUUCCGACAACCGCAGUUGUUGUAUUCUUUCUUGAAGUCCAGGAUGUGCUACUAGACGGGGUCUCGCCCCAGGAUUUCAAAUUGUUGCAAUCGGUACUUUUAAGGACGCACAGUACCCUGUGGAUUACUCAGCCAACUGAUGAUGAGCAAAUCCCUCGGCAGCAUUUGGUAGAUGGACUUGCUCGCAGCUUAGGUUCUGAAGACUCAAAUCGAAAGUUGGUGACCCUCGCGCUCAACAAAUCUAAUACCGUGCGACGAUCAACAGACUUUAUCCUGCAACUUAUUACAAACAUCCAAAGGUCUACUGUCGAGUCCCUGGAGACACACUAUGCUGUCAAAAACGAUCUUUUAUGUGUCCCUCGCAUUACAUUGAAUAGGCUGAUGAGCGAAUCUAUUGCUCUGAAUGCUCAGCCGCACGUGAAGGAAACCCUGACACUAGGUCCUGAAACUUCUAUAUCUCUCAGGGUACGGCCUCCAGGAGGUAUCGAAAACUUGGAGUAUCUGGAGGACACGCUGACCGAAGUCGACCUUGGGCCAAAUGAGGUGAUUGUGCAGGUCAAGGCGUUUGGCCUGACACUCCGGGAGCAUCUUAUUGCGACCGGAGAGCUCAAUGAACGCGGGCUGGGCACAGAAUGUGCCGGCGUCGUAUUCAAGGCCGGUACUGACAUACAGCUUCAACCGGGAGACAGUGUGUGCGCUAUCGGAUUGUCAAUGGCACGGUCAUUUAUACGUGUAACAGCAGGUGCUGUAGCUCCAAUUCCCUCCCGCGUGUCAUUUGCAACCGCACCAUCCUUACCCACAGCACUUUGGCUAGCGUAUUACACCUUAUGGAAUGUGGCGAGACUAAACAAAGGUGAGACAGUGCUGGUUCACGGAUUUGCCAGCUCGUUUAGUCAAGUCGCAGUCCAACUCGCUGUGGAGCUCGGUGCGCGCGUCCUAGUUACUGCACGCUCUGUCUCGAAACGAGAUCUUCUUUGCCAGAAGCUCGGUCUUUCCCAGAGUAUCAUCUUUGUCCCCGACGAUCCUUCUACGUGUGGAAGAAUAAAUAAGAUAACAAAAGGGCAAGGCGUGGAUGUGGUAGUUGGUUCGCUGUCAGAUAUGAAUACCCCAGAUUACUCGCAAUGUCUCGCUGCCGGUGGUCGUGUUGUUGAUAUCGGCUUGAAAAGGAGCGAAAAUACCUCUAUUCCUCAGCUCAAAAGCCGAGGACUCAAUGGCUCUUACUCUUCAGUCAAUCUAGCCGACCUUCUUCGGCAUAACCCCGCCUUGGUCUAUCGGACCUUCCAGCAAGCCGUCAACCUUUGGUAUCAGCUUAGGCUCAAUUUCCCGCUGCCUCUGCACUCUUUCUCCGCGGCCGAAGUGAACUCUGCUUUUCAGCAUUUCCGAGACAGAGACACUGUUGGAAAGCGAGUUGUAGAGCUGACGGACGGGGAGACCAUUGAAAUCACCUGUGCCUCUAGACCUAAGUAUUCCUUUGAGCCCCGUGCCUCUUACAUCAUAGCUGGGGGGCUUGGUGGGCUCGGCCGGAGCUCUGCUAGACGGAUGGUCAGUAGGGGAGCGCGUCAUCUAAUUCUUCUUUCUCGCUCGGGCCCAAAGACUACUGCUGCCCGGGAGCUCGUCAACGAUCUUGAGUCACAGGGUGUCUCGGUUGCUACGCCUAAAGUUGACAAUAGUGACUUCAAAAGUCUAAAGGAGGUGCUCGAUGAUCUCUCUCAAACCAUGCCUCCAAUCCGAGGUUGCAUUCAAGCAACGCUUGAUUUACGUGAUGGUCUGUUUUCCAAUAUGCAAUUCGACGACUGGAUCACGCCCCUUAAGGCCAAAGUGGCCGGAUCCUGGAACCUCCACAAAAUCCUCCCAUCGGACCUAGACUUCAUGAUCCUCUCAUCAUCCGUCAAUGGCGUGUUUGGCAGCCCGGGCCAGGCCAACUACGCGGCCGGAAACACCUUUAACGACGCACUAGCUGAGCAUAGACUGCGAAAGGGUCAAAAGGCAGUGUCGCUAGACCUUGGCUCAUUGAUAACCGAGGGUGUUGUCGCUGAAAGCCCAGUCAUUAUGGCGUUUGUGCGCCGAUUCGGUCAUCUAAUGGAGAUCACACACGAGGAACUACUCACUGUUUUAGACCACUACUGCAAUCCUGACCUCCCAAUCCUGUCACCUGACCAGGCGCGGGCCAUCGUAGGGAUUAAAUUGCCAGCGGAAAUGAUCGCGAACGGCCUCGAGCUUCAUCACUUUAUUCGCCGGCCACUCUUCAGUCAUUUAUUCCGCGUACAGCUUCGCGGCGCUGAAACAGACUCUAGCGCCAGUGCCAUUGCCACUGCCGGGACCAUUGACCGGCCGGCUGCGCUGAAAGCUGUGACGUCAUGCAGCGAAGCGAUGCAAUUAGUGACUGAGUGGACAUGCACAAAACUCGGCUUAAUCCUAGGCAUCCCAGUGUCUGAACUCGAUCUGAACAAGCCGGUUCACACGUACGGUGUCGAUUCUCUGGUUGCGAUCGACCUUAAAAACUGGUUCAACCGAGAGAUCGGCGCUCCCAUCGAUGUGUUUGAUUUGACGGGGAAUAUGGCUCUUGACCAAUUAAUUGCGAUGGCGGUCCGCAGGAGCCAGUUCUGCCAAGCAAUUGUCGAUUAAUCUCCAUACCCUCUGGGCUUGAUGCCGAUUCCAACUCUCAUUAAGAAAGAACUGAAAGGCGUUUUGACACUAGACACUGGUCCCUUUCUGAUCCGCUCAGUGUACCUAUUUGCGUGGCGGGCGUAUAGUACGCCGCAACAUUGAUAUCUGUAUCAACUAACUUACCUCGAUUAGCGAUGGUGUUUACAUCCUUUCUUUUCCGUAGGUACGACGUAAC
Molecule: messenger RNA, 3856 nt
Organism: Aspergillus melleus
Lineage: Eukaryota; Fungi; Ascomycota; Eurotiomycetes; Eurotiales; Aspergillaceae
Exons: 3
Coding region: 1-3639 (1212 amino acids)
Biological process (GO): fatty acid biosynthetic process; secondary metabolite biosynthetic process
Molecular function (GO): oxidoreductase activity; phosphopantetheine binding; fatty acid synthase activity
Source: RefSeq, a predicted model, not a curated record